AUGGCUAGUCCCACACAGGCCUCUGGGAGAAGAGAUGGGAGAACGCGGUGGUCUGAGGAUGACAACAUGCUUAUCAUGCGCGUUCAUUUUAUUGCACUGGAAAUGCAGGAAGACACAGGAAGGACUUACAGAGAGCUGUUGACUGAGACCUGGAAUGAGAUCAACCCAGAAAGACGAUCCUAUCCCAACCUAUUGUCGAAUAGGGUCAAAUGGCUGCUGAGGAACAACAAAUUCUCGGCGGUUGACCUUGAUUUGAUUCAAAGAAGUGUCAGACCUAGAGGAGCUGAGCCUGAGAUGGAGGUUGAGAUUGAGACAACUGAGAGCCUAAGACAAACGGUCGCCAGAAGAAGCCUGAGAACAUGUGGGAUGGAACGACGAUUUUGCAGAAACCUACUGAUGUACUCUGGAAUCGCUGCAGAUAAACGACCCAAGUUGCCCAGAUUGAAAUGUACGAGUCGUUUGCUACAGAUUGUCCAAAAAAUUGAUGGCAUAUUGAAUAAGUUUAUUCCUGACUGUACAGGCCUGAAGGAGAUGGUAGAUGCGGUGUACGCGGCAGCGAUCACUGUCUGCGAAGAAACAGGCCAAUGUUUAGAGAAUAACCAGCCCACUGAGCGAAGAAAUAUAACACCACCAUGGAAGGAGCGCCUAGAGAAGAAAAUAACUGGAAUAAGAAAGAAAAUCGGGGUUAUUGAUACUUACCUAAACAUGCCAGACCCAACAAGAAAACUCAUAAAGAAGACCCUGAGAAUUGCGGCAGAAUUCCAUGUGAAAGGACGCAGUAGACAAUUUAGAGAAGAACUGGUCAUUACCUGCGAUCGAUUGAAGCAAAAGAUCAAGGCUCUGGGAAAUCGACUGCAACGAUACAAUGAACGGGUUAAGAGAUAUAAAAACAACCAGCUCUACUACAAAAACCCACAACAAUUUUUUCGAUCGCUUGAAGAGGAUACUAGGCCUAGAAGCGCUGAAUCGCCGUCUCUUGAAGAAAUGUAUAGAGAAUGGUACAAAAUCUGGGGAGAGGAAAAACUGCAUGACGACGGGGUCUUUUGGAUCAGAGAGGCGGAAAAGAAGACAGAAUUGUUUGAUAUGGAGGAUAUCAAAAUAAGAGAAGAGGACAUACAAAAGGUGCUAAAGAAGACGAACAACUGGUCAGCUCCAGGUCCGGACGGAUUGCAUACAUAUUGGUGGAAGAACUUCAAAUCAACGCACAAAGACCUAGCUAGAAUGUUUCAGGAAGCUCUGAGUGAUCCCUCACUGAUACCGGAAUCUUUCACCCUAGGAGUAACUCAUAUGAUACCUAAGGGAAAAAACACCACCGAUCCGAAAAACUAUCGACCUAUCACAUGCUUGCCCUCAAUAUACAAGAUACUGACAGGUAUACUAACUACCAACAUUUGGAAACAUGUGAACAAAUAUGGUAUAAUGACUGGCGAACAGAAAGGGUGUAGGAAGGAUGUUCGAGGAUGCAAGGAGACUCUCACCAUUGAUCAUCUGGUAACUAAGCAAGCGCGAAAAAAGUUGAGGAACAUGUCAAUUGCAUGGAUUGACUAUAAAAAAGCCUUCGACUCCAUGCCGCACACCUGGCUUCUGAAAACAUUGCGCCUAUACGGAGUAUCCGAAACUAUUGUCAAUCUUCUGGAACACCUGAUGAAGACUUGGCGAACAAAACUUAUGAUGAACACAGAAGGAGAAAUUUCGUUAACAUCUGAAAUAAAAUUAAAAAGAGGGAUAUUCCAAGGCGACAAAUUGAGUCCUCUAUGGUUUUGUCUAGCUCUUAAUUUCCUGAGCAACCUAUUGAGUGAGAGUCAAUAUGGCUACGUCAUAGACAGACAGAAGAAAACGAAGAUAAACCAUCAGCUUUACAUGGACGAUUUGAAGCUUUAUGCGGCCAAUGAAGAGGAAAUGAAGAGAAUGCUCAAUAUUGUGGCAUCUUUUUCUGAUACAGUAGGAAUGGAGUUGGGAAUCGACAAAUGCGCGGUUGUUCACAUGAAGAGAGGAAGGUUGAUUGAGGGGGACGAUAUGAGGAUGCAGAACAACAUGUCUAUUCGGAGAAUGGGAACGGAUGAAACAUAUAAAUACCUUGGAAUACAGCAAGGGCUAGAGCUGAAUGUUGCUGAAUCCAAAGCUGGCUUUGAGAAUAAGUUUUUUGGAAGACUCAGGAAGGUACUGGCCAGCAAAUUGAACGCAAAAUCAAUGUUCACAGCCAUCAACACCUGGGCUAUACCAUGCAUAGCGUACUCAUUCGGAGUGGUGAAAUGGUCUAGAACGGAACUGAAAGCAAUAGACACCAAAGUGAGAGUUCUUUUGACCAAAUACGGAAUCCAUCAUCCACAUGCCUCAGUCAAUAGACUUUAUGUGCCCAGGAAAGAGGGAGGCAGAGGAUUACAUAGUAUAGAAAUCAUACAUAAUAAUAUCACGAAAGAAAUGAAAGAGUAUUUCUGGUCAAAAAGCUCACCCUUCUUCAAAAUGAUCUGUAAGGAGGACGAUAAUAUAACAGCGUUAAACCUUGCUUCAGAAAGGAGAACUAACGAAGAACCAACCAUUGAAUCGCUAACUGACCAGUGGCACAGUAAGACAUUACAUGGUAGAUAUCCAGAAGCCCUAAAAAAUAGUAAAAUCAACACACAAAUGUCUCUUGGAUAUAUGACAGCCGGUUACCUUUAUCCUGAGACUGAAGGCAGACUUGUAGCAAUCCAGGACCAAGUAGUCCCUACCCGAUCGUAUGUCAAAAAUAUAACCAAAAGAUACUUACCAUCAGAUCGGUGUCGAAAAUGUUCUUUGUCCUCGGAGUCCAUACAACAUGUGACGUCAGCGUGUCCGAUUUUGGCCCCUAGAGAAUAUACAGAUCGUCAUAAUGCCAUGGCCAAGGUCUACCAUCAAGCUAUUGCCAUAAAAACUGGGCUGAUACUAACUUCAAAGAAGCCGUACGAAUACUCUCCAAAAUCUGUCAUGGAAAAUGAGAAGUACAGGCUCUACUGGGAUACCUUCUUGGAGACAGACAGACCGGUAGCACACAACAGGCCAGAUAUUGUUAUCUUUGAUAAGGAAAAUAAUGUGGCGAACAUUAUCGAUAUAACUGUGCCGGCAGACGACAACGUGUCUAGAGCUUACUCCGAGAAGAUCACAAAGUACGAAGAUCUCGCAUUUCAACUAAAAGAGAUGUACAGAUUGAAAACAGUGUAUGUGACACCACUUGUUAUCUCAACUAAUGGCCUGGUCGAGGUACACUUGAAGGAGAACACGAGCCAAUUGGGAUUGGAUGAGAACGACGUCAUAAGCGCAGCACAGAGGGAGGGGGGUAACGAAACGUCGAAUAAAAAAAGUGACACCCAGGUCAAUAUAUUUGGGAAGAUUACGAAGUUAAAAAGGACUCCACCUAGUAGACGACACGAGAGUGAAAAGUCUGCACUGGAGAUGAAGGAAGACGGGAAAUCGCUGGGCGACCAGGCUGUUUUACCGGUUGAGGAGACUGGGAGGAUGGGGAAGAAGAAGAGGAGGAGGCACCGAGAAGGCGCUGAAAUCUUCUAG
Messenger RNA from Coccinella septempunctata (seven-spotted ladybird), 3525 nucleotides. RefSeq lists its product as uncharacterized. The transcript is spliced from 2 exons. NCBI's taxonomy places the organism in Eukaryota, Metazoa, Arthropoda, Insecta, Coleoptera, Coccinellidae. The record is from RefSeq and is a predicted model, not a curated record. The coding region runs from base 1 to 3525 and encodes 1174 amino acids.